This is a messenger RNA of Hypomesus transpacificus, 2137 nucleotides long. RefSeq names its product butyrophilin subfamily 1 member A1-like. The coding region runs from base 128 to 919 and encodes 263 amino acids. The transcript has 6 exons. The record is from RefSeq and is a predicted model, not a curated record. Lineage: Eukaryota; Metazoa; Chordata; Actinopteri; Osmeriformes; Osmeridae.
CAUCAUUACUCAAGUAAGUCCCAGUAAUGAGACUGCAAACAGGAUCAACUGGUCCUAACAGAAGAAUGUGGGUGUUUGGAAUGUGGGGGACACGUUCCAAUAUGUGCUGAAUGUUCCGUGAAGAGUAAUGACACCAACAGGAAGGGGAGGAGUCUUCAAGGUUGGGACCAGAGUGAUGCUGGUUCUACUGUGUCUCCUGGUGCUCCUCAUCCCUGGAGGCUCUCCUGCUGGAGAGUCUCAGCUGAUUGGUUCACCUGACCCCAUCGUUGCUGUAGCUGGUGAUGAUGUCAUCCUGCCGUGUUCCCUGGAACCUCCCAUAGAUACAGAGAACCUGACAGUGGAGUGGACCAGACCUGACAUGGAACCUGAAUAUGUACAUUUAUACAGGGAUGGUCGUAACUUACCUAAGUACAUAAAUCCAUCUUAUAAAUACAGGAUGAUGCUGUUUGAAGAUGAACUGGUCAGGGGCAACGUCUCCCUGAAACUCUUCUAUGUGAGGCUGGAGGAUGAGGGGAGCUACACCUGCCUUGUUGUUAAGGACGGCAAGGUUAACAAGACUGUCAUCCAGCUCAGUGUUGUGAAGGUAUCUAUCACCAUCCUGGGAGCCAAAGAUGGUAAGGUGGUUCUCCAGUGUGAGUCUGGAGGCUGGCCUGCUGAACCUGAGCUGGAGUGGAGGGACAGUGAGGGACGCCUCCUCCCUGCUGAUGUCACACAGACAGACAGACUCCCUGACCCCGGCCCUCACCAACGCUACACUGUGACAAGCAGAGUGACUGUACAGAAGACAGACACCAACAGGUUCACCUGCAGGGUUCAUCUGCAGAGACUCAACCAGAUCAGGGAGACAGAGAUCCAUGUUCAUGAUCACAGUUUUCAUCCUGAGGAACAUGAACGAUCCCAGUCCAAAGAGGAACUGUAGAGACCAAGAAUCUGUCAUCAUCUCCAUCAAGAACCAGCAUUUUGCACUUUUGAACUUCUGCUUUUGUGCUAACUGUGUGUUAUUUAUUGUUACGCAUCAUCAAGCAAGCAAGCAAGCAAGCAACAUUUAUUAUAAAGCACUUUAAAAUUCAAGGUGAAACACAAAGUCCUGUACAGUAAAACAAUAAAAUAAUAAAAGCCCUAAAAUACAAAGACUCAACACGUCUCACACAAUACAAAAUACAAAAAACAGUAACACAUCAUACAAAGAUCCAAUACCAUCAAUAUAACCAGACACAAAUUUCAUAUCAGUUUUCAAAGGCCAAAGCAUAGAGGUGGUCUUAAGAAGAAAUUUAAAAACAGGUAUUGUGGCUGCCUGUCUAAUGUGUAAGGGUAAAACAUUCCAGUACAAAACCUACGUCACCUACACCAUCACCCAUGGUCCAGCCCCACCUACACCAUCACCCAUGGUCCAGCCCCACCUACACCAUCACCCAUGGUCCAGCCCCACUUACACCAUCACCCAUGGUCCAGCCCCACUUACACCAUCACCAAUGGUCCAGCCCCACUGACACCAUCACCCAUGGUCCAGCCCCACUUACACCAUCACCCAUUAUGCAGCCCCACUUACACCAUCACCUAUGGUCCAGCCCCACUUACACCAUCACCCAUAGUCCAGCCCCACCCCCCUCCAGGUAAAACCAUCACCCAGUCCACAGGAACCUGAGAUGCCAUGUAUAGUCCAACAGGGGGCGUUAGUGAGCCUCAGGUUAAAGGCUCAGUGUAUGGACAGCAUGACUUGUGUCGUUUUUGCUAAAAAAUUAACUCCUUUUUGUUUCACCUUUGCUUGGAAAGCCAUGAACAAUUCUUAAUGGAACCCUUUGACCUCAAAAGUUCUAUGUUUCCUUGGAUACAAAGUGUUCUAUAUUCUUGUUUUGGCUACCCGCAAUGCUUGGGGCUAUCUUGUUGUUAUUAUCAGUUAUGUUUUCUUGGAUACAAAGUGUUCUACAUUCCAUUGGACCCUGUUUUUAUCUCAUGGCUCUAGCUCACUUGGAGGAGAGUGUUAACCAUUAAGACACAUGCCUAGCUCAGGCGCUAAGGGUUCGAAUCCGGCGGAGGCCAUUUCCUGCACAUCUUCCCUCAAUUUCACUCUUUAAUUUCUUGUCUCUGCCCACCUGUCUUAUGGAUACAAUAAACAAGAAAAUGUCACACAAUGAAA